Molecule: messenger RNA, 1359 nt
Organism: Venustampulla echinocandica
Lineage: Eukaryota; Fungi; Ascomycota; Leotiomycetes; Helotiales; Pleuroascaceae
Exons: 2
Coding region: 1-1359 (452 amino acids)
Biological process (GO): carbohydrate metabolic process; fungal-type cell wall organization
Cellular component (GO): fungal-type cell wall
Molecular function (GO): hydrolase activity, hydrolyzing O-glycosyl compounds; glycosyltransferase activity
Source: RefSeq, a predicted model, not a curated record
AUGCGCUUUUCAACCCUCCUUUUCGCUGCUUCGGUCCUCGUGGCGCCCACCGUGGCCCAAACAUGGACCGACUGCAAUCCCCUCAACGCAACCUGCCCCGACAAUCCGGCGCUGGGCAUGCACCAUAAUUUUGUCUUCAACAAGUCCUCGACCGUCACGAACUCCUUCAACAUCACCGCGGGCAAACUCGAAUAUGGCAACAACGGCGCUGAAUUUACCAUCAAUAAGCGUAAGGACUCGCCCACCAUCCAGUCCAAAUUCUACAUCUUCUUCGGCUCCGUAUCCGUCGUCAUGAAAGCCGCGACCGGCCAGGGAAUCAUAUCUUCCAUUGUGCUACAGUCGGAGGAUCUCGACGAGGUGGAUUGGGAAUUCAUGGGCGGUAAUGCGACGCAUGCUGAGACCAAUUACUUCGGCAAGGGCAACACAACAUCCUUCGACCGCGCGGUAUAUUACCCCGUGGACACCGAUGUGCGCGAGAACUUCCACAACUACACAGUCGAUUGGACCGCCGAGAGGUUGAUAUGGAUGAUUGAUGGAAAGAUCGUUCGGACGCUACCGUUUGCGGAGGCAAACAAGGGUCAUAAUUAUCCUCAGACUCCUGUGACGGUCCGUCUAGGGAUCUGGUCUGGUGGCGAUACGUCGUUUCCGCAGGGAACGAUCGAUUGGGCUGGUGGCCUCACGGAUUUCAGCAAAGGCCCUUACACCAUGUACGUGAAGAGCGCCGAUGUCAAGGAUUACUCCACCGGGUCAGCAUACCACUGGGGUGAUCGCUCAGGAAGCUGGCAGAGCAUCAAGGCACUUGCCGGUAAUUCCACUGCCGCCGAGAAGAUCCUUAAAGCCGAAGAACCCACCCUUUCCAUCGCCGAGAAAUUCCAGGCCCUUCCCCAGACCACAAAGAUGGGUAUUUACAUCGGCAGCGGCUCUGCAGCAGCCCUCCUCCUCGCCGCAUUCCUCUUCGUCUGUAUCCGCCAGCGCCGCGCGGGCCGCAAAGAGCGCGACGCGUAUAAUGCCAAGGUGGAGAAAGAGCGACAAGACGCCUAUACCUACCAGGUGGAGCUACGAGAGAAGGGCAUGGGUGGGUGGGAUAAUAGGGAAUUUGCGAACCAGGGCGAUGAUGCCCUAGGUGGAUGGGGAGGAUCGCAUGUUGUUGCGGGGAGUAGUACCAGAGCCAGGGGGAACGAUGUCCCGACCUUACCAGAGAUUUCAGGAAAUACUGGUGCUAAUGAUUUCCCGCUACGAUCCCCAAACCCGGCAAGCGGAUAUGCAGGAUCAAAUAACAUCCCUCGAAGUCCGUCGUUUGCUCAUAAUGGGGAGAUCCAGAGCACGGGGUCAACGAGAGGCGGGUACCACAAGUUCUGA